GUAAUAUUUGCAUAAAAAUAAUUUGGGCUUUCCCUAAUUUGCAUAGAGAACGUUUCCUCAAAAAAAAAACGAAAGCAGGUGUGCUGUUUACUGUUUAUAAGAAGGGACAAUCUAGACAGAUAACUUCGUCUGAAUUCGGAAAACAGACACAAUGGAAUCUUUUCCAGAUGGUUGUCCUCAUCCUAGUAUCCCUGUAGAAACUGAUGAGUCUAUGACCUUAUCCUCUCUUAAUCUGGCCUGGCCAGCGUGCCAGGAGUGCCACUCACACAUGCCUGACCUUAGAGAAACAGCCAAAGGGGAUAGUUUUAGCCCUCAGAUGUCCAUCCAUGAUGUAAGCAGCCUGGAUUACUCAGACCAAUACUGCAGGCCUCCUCCCAAAGAUUUAAGGGUCAGUCAGACUCAGCAUCCUAUCAUCAAACGGCCCUUUAAUGACAGCCCUGUAGGACUGCCCAGUCUAUACCUGCAUACAAGUUCAAGAAGAGACCCUCUGAGAGACCAUAGACCCCAAAUAGAAGAUCUGAGUGAAGACUUCUCAGACCUCAAUAUUCAACAUUUGCCUGUCCCAUAUCAACAUUUCCGUAACCCUGUGAGUGAGGAUGAGGAAAGUCUGGAGAAGCCUAGAUCUCUUUGCCCUGACAUGGUGGAGAAUAUGUGCGGACAUUCUUCGCCAAAUCAGCAGAGAUACUAUGGUCAGUGCCCACCAGAGGCUUUUAAUGGCUUCCAGUAUAAGCAUGAGCAUCCUGCACAUUGUCCACAGCCCAACCAUCCACUGUACCAACAAUUCCCACCUCAGUAUGGGAGGUACCACCCACAGAACAGGUCCUUACCUAGACCUGUAGCCCCUCUGAGGCCUAUUCAGGAUACAACCCGUCAGAGCACGGCACGUAUGAAGGAGCUCAUAUCAGAGGUGUGUGUCAACCCCUUCCAACCUGCUGCUGCUGCUGUUCAUCCCCAAACCUUGACACGAAACGUCAGUCUGCCUGACGACUGCAGAGAUGUUUUCAUAACAUACUCAGCGGACAUUACAGCAGAGUUGAUGCCCUUCGUGAGUUUUUUGAUAAAUCAAGGAUUCAGACCAGCUAUUGAUAUAUUCGAAGACAGAGUUAGACAAAUGGACAUAAACAAAUGGAUGGACAGUUUUUUAAAAAAUAAGUCAGUGUUAAUCAUCGUAGUGAUCAGUCCAAAGUAUAAAGCAGAUGUUGAAGGUGAUGGAUCUGAUCAACAUGGAUUACAUACCAAGUACAUACACACUCAGAUCCAAAAUGAAUUCAUUCAGCAAGGAUGUCUUAACUUUAGACUAGUGCCAGUGCUGUUUCCAUGUGCUAACCAGAGUCAUGUGCCGCUGUGGCUUCUGAAUACUCGUCGGUACAGGUGGCCUGAGGAUGCCGAGGACCUGUUGCUGCGUUUACUCAGAGAAGAGAAAUACAUCGUCCCACCCCUGGGCAGAGAGCUCAAACUCACUAUAAAACCGCUACAGUAAGCAUGGUUUAACAGCAUGGUUAUUUAUAGCACAACCAUGGAUAUUUUGUGGUAACCAUUGUUUAACUUUAGUAAAGAUGGUUAUUUGGUUUUAACUGCAGUAAAACCAUGGUUUAUUAUCUUAAGGGUACACAUGAAGUGACAAACUUGUUGAAAGUACACACUGUUUGUUUUGUUAAGUACACUCUUGUCUUUUUAACCCAGUAGUCAUAAUAGUUAGAAUAAUCAGGUAUAUUUGAAAGUGAUUAAGGUGUAAGCAGUACCUGUAAAAGUGAUGCACACGCACACAUCUGUCAUAUAUGAGUCAAUUUAUCCUCAUCAAUAUUCUCUAUUCCAAACACACACAGGCUACACAACUGACUCAAAUUUCUGCUACAGCAUUUUUGCCAUAACAAUUGUCAGAAGAUUUUAAUAAUUAAUAUUGAUAGAUUUUAUUGUGUUUUUUUUUAUUUCAGUAACUUCUUACCAUAUGUAGUUGCUUCAUAAGAAAGGAAAUUUAACAAAUUACAUUUUUGAUUUAGAAAUUCAGUUGUUUUCCUUCACAUUGAAUAUAUGAUAUGACGACUACAGUAUAUAAAAGCUUGAACACUUUGAGAUGCAAUUCAUCACACUUACAUGAAUAAUAACUUGAUAACAAGUAAUUUAACUUCAUUGUGCAUUUUAGGGUAUGUAUAAUGAAAAAAAGAUACUAUGUAACCAGAUAUUAACUACUAUACAAUUGUAUAACUUUGUAUUGCUCCAUGUUACUGCUCUUUUUGGAUGAACUUAUGUUGUAGACAUGUAAAUAAAACAAGGUUGUAACCAAAUAUACUUAUUAUUAGUCAGAAUACACUAAUUGCAGUGCACUUGUAUAAAGGUUUCAAAAAAAAUUUUAUUCUUCCCACACUCUGUUAAGUGAUGUAUGAAAUUGUUUAGGAAUUCCAGCCCAUCAAUUCCAUAACACUGUCAAAA
Paramisgurnus dabryanus is the source of this 2430-nucleotide messenger RNA. It is a transcript of the gene traf3ip2a, whose product is annotated as TRAF3 interacting protein 2a. Gene Ontology annotation, biological process: humoral immune response; positive regulation of canonical NF-kappaB signal transduction. NCBI's taxonomy places the organism in Eukaryota, Metazoa, Chordata, Actinopteri, Cypriniformes, Cobitidae. The record is from RefSeq and is a predicted model, not a curated record.